Messenger RNA from Brassica rapa (field mustard), 3644 nucleotides. RefSeq names its product cysteine-rich receptor-like protein kinase 5. Gene Ontology annotation, molecular function: protein serine/threonine kinase activity; ATP binding. The record is from RefSeq and is a predicted model, not a curated record. Gene Ontology annotation, biological process: defense response to bacterium; protein phosphorylation. Gene Ontology annotation, cellular component: plasma membrane. NCBI's taxonomy places the organism in Eukaryota, Viridiplantae, Streptophyta, Magnoliopsida, Brassicales, Brassicaceae.
AUGUCUGCUUAUACUUCAUUAAACUAUACCUACCUUCUCACUUUCUUCAUUGCAAUCUUGAGAGUUUCUGCGCAACUACAAGACCCAACUUACGCCGGCCAUAGUUGCAGCGACAGGAUAUCAACAAACAACGUUUACUUAUCCAAUCUCAAAAGUCUUUUGACCUCUUUUUCAAACAGCCAUGCUUCCUUAUUCUCCGAGGGAUUUAAUUUUCUCGCAAAGGGUCAAGACAACGGUACAGUAUUCGGAAUAUUUCUCUGCAGAGGUGAUCUCUCGCCAGACGUUUGCCGUGAGUGCGUCUUGUUUGCUUCUAGUAACACUCAGAGUCGAUGUCUACGAGGGAAAGAAUUAUUGAUUCAGUAUGAUGAGUGCAUGCUUGGAUACUCAGACCGGAAUAUUUUCAUGGAUGGUAUAAGAACAUGGUCUACCCCUACAAUAAUCACUUGGAACAAUCAGAGUGUCCGACCAGACCGGUUCAAGGAUGCAAUGUUUUCUCUGAUGAACAAGUCUUCAAUGGAAGCGGCUGAUAGCAAGGAAAAGAGAUUUGCGGUUAACAAAUCGAGAUUUACUUUGUCUCAGACGCUUUAUGCAUUUGUCCAGUGUAUUCCUGAUCUUUCACCUGAAGGUUGCUUAAACUGUCUGCAACAAUCCAUGAUGGAGUUUAAUUUCAGCAGAGUUGGAGGGAGAGUUGUUUUCCCGAGUUGUAACUCAAGGUACGAGAUUUACCCUUUUUACAAUGAAUCCUUGGUGGCAACUCCCUCUCCAUCGCUUCCGGUUACAGCUACUCCGUCGCCUCCUGGAAAAGUAAAAAACUCACUGGUGAUAAUCUUAGCAACUUGUGUGCCGGUCUCUGUCUUUGUUCUUUUUCUUGUGGCUGUUUCAAGCUACCAAGUAACAAAGAAAGUGAAGAAAACUGAUAAUACUACAGCUGCAGAUGAUGAAGGAGAUGACAUUACAACUGCUGGAUCACUGCAGUUUGAUUUUAAGGUUAUUGAAGCGGCCACAGAUAAGUUUUCCAUAUGUAACAAACUAGGUGAAGGUGGAUUUGGAAAAGUCUACAAGGGGACACUUCCUAAUGGAUUACGAGUGGCUGUAAAGAGACUUUCCAAAACAUCAGGACAAGGCGAGAAAGAGUUCAAGAAUGAGGUUGUUCUUGUGGCAAAGCUUCAGCACAGAAAUCUUGUCAAGCUUCUCGGAUACUGUUUUGAGAGAGAAGAGAAGAUACUUGUCUAUGAGUUUGUGCCUAACAAAAGCCUUGAUUACUUCCUGUUUGACUCUAGAAUGCAGAGCCAGCUGGAUUGGAGUAGACGGUAUAAGAUCAUAGGAGGAAUUGCUAGAGGGAUUCUAUAUCUUCAUCAAGAUUCAAGACUCACAAUUAUACAUCGGGAUCUCAAAGCUGGUAAUAUCCUCUUGGACGCUGAUAUGAACCCCAAAGUUGCAGAUUUUGGUAUGGCAAGAAUAUUCGAAAUGGACCAAACCGAAGCAAAUACGAGAAGAGUAGUCGGAACCUAUGGUUACAUGUCCCCUGAGUAUGCGAUGUACGGGCAAUUCUCAAUGAAGUCAGAUGUCUAUAGCUUCGGAGUCUUAGUUCUUGAGAUUAUAAGCGGGAGGAAGAACAGCAGCCUCCAUGAGAUGGAUGGUAGUUUAGGAAACUUGGUUACAUAUACUUGGAGGGUAUGGAACAAUGGAUUGCCCCUAGAGCUUGUGGACUCAUCCUUUCGAGAGAGUUAUCAAAGCAACGAAAUAAUUAGAUGCAUCCAUAUCGCCUUAUUAUGCGUCCAAGAAGAUACUGAGGAUCGCCCAACCAUGUUAGCAAUCGUCCAAAUGCUUACUACUAGCUCGAUCUCCCUCGCUGUGCCUCGACCACCUGGAUUUUUCUUCCGAAGUAAGAAAGAUCAAGCAUGUUCAUCAGUGGACAAGUCUUCUCUCUUCUCGAUUGAUCAAGCAUCCAUUACUUCUUUAGCUCCUCGUUAAGUUUCAUAAACCCAAAAUCUUGGAAAUUCCAGUAUCUUGCAAAUUUUGGAUUCACAUCAGAAAUUACAUCACUGUCCGUUGAUGUAACAAACACAAACAAUGACUACUUUAAAAUGAUAAUUUGGAGCAAACUGAGAACACUUAGUAUAAACAAGAAUUUUAGUGUAACCUUACUUGGAAGUUGGAUCGUGAAGUUUAAUAAUCAAAUAUCAAUGUAGUAUUUCACACAAUCAGUUUUUUUUUUCUCUCUAUAAAGCAUAACAUAUAAUACCUUUAUCAUCGAUUAGUCACACAUUAAUGUCUUUUUAACUUCCAAGACUAAGGAUGUUAAAAUGAGCUCAACCUAAUAGGGUUACCCUAACCAUUUAUCAAAAUCUUAACCUUAAAACAUGACAAAAAGGGUUAACAUAAUUAGCUAUUGGGAUUAGAUGGCUAUCCUAGCCAUGUAAUAUAUUUUGCUUUACACAAUUUUAUACUAAAUUUGAAGAUUAUCACAAAAUUUAUUUUUCCACCAAAACAGUAAAAUCGAUUUUUUCCACCCAAACAGCAAAAUUGAAUUGUUUGGCAAAAAUAAUCUCUUCAACCAAUAACGUAAAAUGGUUUUUUGGCCCACCAAAACCGCAAAAACAUGUUUAACUGUCAAAACCGUAAAACAUAUUUUACUGUCAAAACUGUAACUGUCAAAACCGUAAAAACAUGUUUUUCUGUCAAAACCAUAAAAACAAGUUUUCUCUCAAAACCGUAAAUAAGUUUUUCCCGUUAAAACACUAAAAUUAAUUUUCCCACCAAAACCGCAAAAUAGAGUUUUCUUGCCAAAAUCGUAAAAUUGAGCUUUCCCACCAAAACCGCAAAAUUAAGUUUUUCCACUAAAACAACAAAAAAAAAAUUCCGUUAAAACUGAAAAAUCCAGGCUUUUCAACAAAGCUGAAAUCAAGGUUUUCCAACAAAACCGUAAAAUCAAAAUUUUCUAUCAAAACCGUAAAUUUAAAGUUAUCCUUCAAAACCAUAAACUGAGGUUUUAUUGUGAAAAUCACAAAAUUGAGUUUCCCGCCAAAACCCACACAAAACAAUUUUUUUUCUCGAAAACCACAAAAUUGAGUUUUCCCACCAAAAUUGUAAAAGUGAGGUUUUCCGUUUGGACCACAAAAACAAGUUUCCCAUUAGAAUUGCAAAAUUGAGUUUUCCGACAAAAUGGCAAAAAUGAGUUUUUCCUUCUAGAAAAAAAAUUCAGUUUUCCAUCAAAACCAGAAAAUUGAAUUUUUUGUUAAUUCCGCAAUAAAAUUAUUUUUUUGCCAAAAUCUUAAAAUUGAUUUUUGAGCCAAAACUGAACAACUGAGUUUUUCUGCAAAACCCAGAAAAACAAGUGUUCCCACCAAGGCCACAAAACCCUAAUAUUGAUUUUUUUGUUUGAUUUGCAAAAUUGGUUUUUUAAGUCCAAACUGCAAAAUAUAAAAUUCCCGUAAAAACGUAUAAUCUUGUUUUCCAAAAAAGUGAAUUAUCUUUUAAAAGAUUACAUUUGAUAUUUCAUAAAAAAAAAUAGAAUUUUACAUUGAUUAAUAGAUGAAUUGAAUAUUUUAUUUUGAUUUAUGUAUAUAUGGAUUUAACUAAUUUUAUAUUUGUGACGAUAUAUAUAUAUAUAUUGCUGUAAAUUAUAUGAAAUAUAUUCACAU